GGGACGAGGGGGGGGAGUUGCUGCGGCGGCGGCGGGCCCUUUAACGGUGGGCGGGCCGGUGCCGAGCAGCGGGAGGAGGGUCGCAGACCGCCGUCCCGGGCCCGGACACUCUGACCUUGCCCGGCGCUGCGAUGGUGCUGCGGAGCGGGCUGCUGGAGGUGCGGAGCCCGGAGCCGGAGCCCGAGCGCUGGCGGCGGCUCCUCGCCUCCCUGUCCGAGGACUCGCUGCGCCUGAGCCCGGCCGGAGGGGCGGGCGGCCCCGCGCUCAGCAACGGCGAGCCCGAGGCGGAGCCCCCGGGCCCCGGGGCGGAGCCCGGCUCCGGCCGCAAGCGCACCGUCCGCAUCGUGAAGCAGGAGUCCGGCGGGCUCGGCAUCAGCAUCAAGGGCGGCCGCGAGAACCACAUGCCCAUCCUCAUCUCCAAGAUCUUCCGCGGCCUCGCCGCCGAGAACAGCCGCCAGCUCUUCGUCGGAGACGCCAUCCUGUCGGUGAACGGCACCGACCUGCGGGACGCCACCCACGACCAGGCGGUGCAGGCGCUGAAGAAAACGGGCAGGGAGGUGGUGCUGGAAGUGAAGUACCUGAAGGAAGUGUCGUCCUACUUCAAGAACGCGUCCCCAGGGUCCCUGCUGUCCUGGGAUUCCUCCAGUCCCACCAACGGCUCAGGCUCCCCACCAUCCCCUGGAUCCCAGCCCGGAGACCCCGAGCAGGAGCAGACCAUCCCCCUAAAAAUGUGUUACAUCCGAAGGAAAACCAGGCCGCCAGACCUGGAGAGCAGGUACAUCGACCUGUCCCCGGCGGACGGCAGCUCCUCGGUGUCUCUCCGGCUGAAGGAUGGUGCUGCCGCCCACUCCUGGUUUGGGGCUCUCCACGGUAACGCCGCCGCACUGCUGCCCAGGGUGAAGUCCGAGCUCCGGGCGCUGGGGGGCUCAGCCGGGAUCGCGGGUAGCGUGGAGCUGAGGCAUGUGGGCUGGCUGACGGAGCAGGUAUCCGGUGAGGUGGAGAGGCCGGUCCUUGCUGUCCUCACUGAGAAGGAGCUGCUGCUGUACAGCUGCCUGCCGCAGACCAGGGAACAGUUGGACAACCCUGCCUCUCGGCACCCACUCAUUGCCACCAGGCUGGUUCACUCCGGGCCUGCCAAGGGGCCGCUGCUGGCGGACACAGACCUGUCCUUCGUUCUGAGGGCUGGCACCAGGCGCGGGGUGGAGACGCGCCUCUUCUCCGCGGCAACGCCCUCCGACCUCAGCCUGUGGACCCGGCUGCUGGUGGACGGUUGUCACAGUGCGGCCGAGCUGGUGCAGGAGGUGGUGACUGCGUGUACCUGGAACGGACGGGACUGUAAGCUGGGAGUCCAUCUGGACAAGGGUUUCACCAUCUACCACGACAGCCCCGACAAGGGCCGGCCUCAGACCCUCCUCAGCCAGCCCUUCGAGAAGCUGCGCAUGUCUUCUGAUGAUGGCGUCAAAGUGCUGUUCCUGGACUUCGGGGGUCCCGAAGGGGAGAUUCAACUGAACCUGGAGUCCUGCCCCAAGACCAUAGUUUUUAUCAUUCAUUCAUUCCUGGCGGCCAAGGUGACCCGUCUCGGCCUACAGGCCUAGACAGCCCGUGCCAAGUGCCUGUCGGAGGGGGAGGGACGGAGAUGGAGGCAGCUUGUCCACCCCAUCCCCUCCCCCCCGUCCGCAAUCAAACCACAUGAAGAAGUAACAGGAACAAGGCUCUCCACGCCUGCUAACUACUGCUGCAGUUAUCGAUGCCAAGUUUUCUAAAAAGAUGAAGCAAAAAUUCACCUUUUCUAUAGUAUAUGCAAAUAAAAUUCUUCUAUGUACAUCUCUAGUGCUGAAUAUUUUAAGGUAGGAAUGUAUCGGGAUUGUUCGAAGAUCGUGCUUUACUCUCUGCGUUCAAACAUCGCCUGCGUGACGCAGUUUUACCCAGGGUGAGGUGAAACAUUCCCGGUGCCCCCUCAGAGCCCACAGAGAGGUUUUGAUUUUGCAUUUACAUAAACCUCUGCACAUGGAUGUGCUGAGUCUGUCAAUGUUUCCAAGUGCUGGGUGCCUGCUUCCCAUUGGCUCGGGUCACUGUUCCAUGUGGGCAGGUGGCAGCUCAGGGCCCCUGUACCCCACCACCAUAUGUCCCCACACAUGCGUGGCCUUGUACUGCCCGCUGUGCAGCGAGGGACUCGGGUUUCCUCCGCACAGUCUGUUUCCAAAGGUGGGGCAAGGGUCUGGUCCAAGGAGCUGGGCUCCUCCACACUGGAGGCUGCAGAUAUUCCCAACGUCCAGGGGCAGCCGGGAGUAAUUCCAACACUUUCCCUGAGGUUGUAUCUCUCAACAAGCUUUGUACAUUAUAUCCUUACUAAUUUAAGAAUGAGCUUUGCCAGUGAUGCUGUAAAUACCUCAGAUGUGGAAUUAAAACUAAGACGUUUAUAAUC
Pristis pectinata (smalltooth sawfish) is the source of this 2425-nucleotide messenger RNA. RefSeq names its product syntrophin, alpha 1 (gene snta1). The record is from RefSeq and is a predicted model, not a curated record. Gene Ontology annotation, molecular function: structural molecule activity; protein binding. NCBI's taxonomy places the organism in Eukaryota, Metazoa, Chordata, Chondrichthyes, Rhinopristiformes, Pristidae. Gene Ontology annotation, cellular component: dystrophin-associated glycoprotein complex; neuromuscular junction; intracellular anatomical structure. The transcript has 7 exons. Bases 132 to 1595 code for a protein of 487 amino acids.